CCCUGCCCCAGCGCCCUUGAGAGGAGGGUUGUGCCAGAGGACCAAACUUCCUAAAGUCGUUCUUGGAGUUUCUCUUCAGAUCGUGAAACUGCUGCUGUUCGAAAGACGCGGAUCUGAAGAAUGAAAACCCCGUGUAUUCUCGCGCUCAUUGGAGUGCUGUGGCGAUGUUGUGGCGCUCAACAGAGAGGUCUUUUCCCAGCAGUGCUGAACCUGGCCUCCAUGGCAGAGAUCACAGCCAAUGCAACAUGUGGAGAAACAGGACCAGAGAUGUACUGCAAACUCGUGGAGCAUGUACCAGGACAGCCUGUCAAAAACCCUCAGUGCAGGACCUGUAACCUGAAGAGUGAAAUUGAUUUAGAGCGGCAUCCCAUCGAGUACGCCAAUGACGGCACUAACAGAUGGUGGCAGAGUCCAAGCAUUAUGAAUGGGAUGGACUACCAUUACGUCACCAUAACCCUGGAUCUACAACAGGUGUUCCAGAUCGCUUAUGUGAUCCUGAAAGCAGCGAACUCCCCUAGGCCAGGCAACUGGAUUCUGGAACGUUCUCUGGAUGGUGAAACAUUUAUGCCGUGGCAGUAUUAUGCCAUAACUGAUACAGAGUGCAUUACACGCUUUAACAUCGUCCCCAGAACAGGUCCACCGUCCUACACCAAUGAUGAUGAGGUUAUCUGUACUUCCUUCUAUUCGAAAAUCCAUCCUCUGGAGAACGGUGAGAUUCACACAUCGCUGAUAAACGGCCGCCCCAGCGCUGACGAUCCCUCCCCCAUGUUACUGAACUUCACCUCCGCCCGCUACAUCCGCCUGCAGUUCCAAAGGAUUCGCACACUAAACGCUGACCUCAUGACCCUCGCCCUCAAUGACCCCAGAGACGUCGACCCCAUAGUCACCAGACGGUAUUAUUACUCCAUUAAGGAUAUAUCAGUAGGAGGCAUGUGCAUCUGUUACGGUCACGCUAAGGCCUGCCCUCUCAACCCAGACACCAAGAAAUUCAGCUGUGAGUGUGAACACAACACUUGUGGGGAGAGCUGUGACCGAUGUUGCCCCGGUUACAACCAGAAACCCUGGAUGGCUGGAACCUUCCUCACACGGCACGUCUGUGAAAAGUGUAACUGUCACAGUAAAUCAGAGGAAUGCUAUUUCAACCAGACUGUGGCUGAUGCUAAACUGAGUUUGAACAUUCAUGGAGAAUAUGAAGGGGGUGGAGUCUGCCUCGGUUGCUCCGAUAAUACAGGUGGGAUUAACUGUCAAUCAUGUGCGGACGGCUACUACAGACCGAGUUGGGUGAGUCCAGAUGAAGCCCACCCCUGCAGACCCUGCUCAUGUGACCUGAGAGGUUCACUGCACCCUGCAUGUGUUCCUGAUGACAGUCACGCCACCACAGAUAUUACUGCAGGCUCCUGCAUUUGUAAGCAGGGAUAUGCAGGUGAGAAGUGUGACAGGUGUGCGUUCGGAUACACGGGAUUUCCUCUGUGUGAGCGAUGCAACUGCAGCAGUGAGGGCAGCAUUAACCAGGACCCCUGCCAGCUGCCCUGUGUGUGUAAGGAAAAUGUAGAGGGAGAGAACUGUGACCACUGUAAACAGGGAUUUUAUAAUCUCCGUGGAGACCAUCUCCAUGGAUGCGAGAAGUGCUACUGUUCCGGGCUGGCUAGCCUGUGCACAGAAUCCCACUGGGACUACAGCAAUGUGACCGAUAUUUCUGGCUGGUAUCUAACAGGUGCAGAGGGAGAGGGGCUUGUGUGGGCGAUGUCCAGUAGAGACACACCCCAUCAAAUCACUGCAAGAGAAUCAGACGCUAAGCCUCACCUGAAAACACCUUACUACUGGAGUGCACCGUCUGCUUACCUCCACAAGAAACUCUUGGCAUAUGGAGGCAGUUUGGUUUAUAGCAUCUCUUAUGACACCGAAAGCAAAGAUAGCCCUGUUCAUAUCACCAGCGCUCCUGAUGUCAUUAUAGAGGGUGGUGGACUGCGUUUGAUUGGCAGCAGGUCUGGGGUGACAGUGUAUCCUUUCUCGGUAUCUGAGCGGAGGAUAGAUCUGCUCCCGGAAAGCUUUCAGCAUCAUGCCUCAGAACUGCCUGUCAGUAAGAAGGACUUCCACUCUGUCCUCAACAACAUCGAGCGUCUGCUCCUCAGGGCCUGCUAUGCUCAGGAACACAGCACCAUCUACAGGUUGGGUACAGUGAGCAUGAGUGUUGCGUCUCAGGACUUUCGCAGUGGCAUUCACGCCAAUGCUGUGGAAGUGUGUCAGUGUCCUCAUGGAUAUGACGGCACGUCUUGUGAGAUGUGCUCCAUAGGGUACCGCCGGGUGAACGGAACAGUGUAUCGUGGCGUGUGUGAGCUCUGCCGAUGCAACGGACAUGCGGAACGCUGUGAUGACAUCACUGGACAAUGCCUGGACUGUAAGCACCACACCGUAGGACCAAGCUGUGACCAGUGUGCUCCUGAUUACUAUGGAGAUGCCACCAAGGGAACAGCCAAUGACUGCCAGCCAUGUGCCUGCCCUCUACUGAUCCCAUCAAACAAUUUCAGCCCCACAUGUCACCUGGAUGCCAGGGGUGAUGUAAUCUGUGAUCGGUGCGAGCUGGGGUACACAAGUGCUCGCUGUGACAGGUGUGCUAAUGGCUAUUUUGGUCGUCCCACUGUUCCUGGUGGAUCCUGUCAGCCGUGUAUGUGUAACGGUAACCUGGACCGAACAGCACCGCUCAGCUGCGACCCAGUGACUGGAGCUUGUCUGCGCUGUCGUGAAGGGUACGGAGGGCCGGACUGUGAAAAGUGUGCAGAUGGAUACUUUGGAGAUGCCCUUCUAGCAAAGAAUUGCCAACCUUGUCAGUGUCACAUUAAUGGAUCGCUGACUGAGGUUUGUCAUCAGGAAUCGGGCCAGUGCCAGUGUCGACAACAUGUUGUUGGACUUCAGUGUGACGAGUGUUUGCCAAAUUGUUGGUGGGACAGUGAUUCUCAGUUGUGUAGGCCAUGUCAAUGCAGUGGGUGGGGCUCCAUGUUCCAGCGCUGUGACUCGGAAGGCAGGUGCAUCUGUCGGGCCGGUUACGUAGGCCACAGGUGUGACCUAAUGCGUCCGGCUCACACCCGCAGGGAGACACGGCGACCCGUCCAACAGGUUCCCAUUCAACACAUCCAGAGAUGGGAGAGCAGAGGGGGCUGCCCUCGAGGGGCGUUCCGCCCCAGUGCAGGGGCGGGCACACACAUGCAGGGCAGUCAAGGGUGUGUCCCAUGCCACUGUAAUUCGUUUGGAUCAAAGUCAUUUGAUUGUGAUGAUAGCGGUCAGUGCCGCUGUCAGCCCGGUGUAACAGGACAGAAGUGUGACCGCUGUGCUUCGGGACACUUUGGCUUCCAGGAGGGCGGCUGUACACCAUGCCAGUGUACUCAUAUAGGCAAUAACUGUGAUGCUAACACAGGUCAGUGUAUCUGUCCGCCCAACACCGUUGGAGAGAGAUGUGACAAAUGUGCACCCAACCACUGGGGCCAUGACAUCAGCACCGGCUGCAAGGCGUGUGGCUGUAAUGUGUUUGGGUCUGUGACGCAGCAGUGUAACAUAAACACGGGCUGCUGUAUGUGUCGUGAGCAGUUCAUGGGUGAGAAAUGCGACGAGUGUAAACUGGGUUACAGAGACUUCCCACAAUGCAUUACCUGCCAGUGCUCCUCAGCAGGCUCGUCUGCGGAGACCUGCGAUGCAGAUUCUGGCGUCUGCGCAUGUGCAGACAGAAGCGGGCAGUGCUCGUGUAAGGAUAACGUGGAGGGAGUGAGGUGUGACCACUGUAAGUCGGGCUCAUUCGGCCUCAGUCACAGGAAUCCACUGGGCUGCAGUCAGUGCUACUGCUUUGGGUUAAGCAGCUCGUGUACAGAGGCCACGGGACUCAUCCGUAUGUGUUUGACUCUGACGCCGGAGCAGACCGCUCUUCCUCUAGUUGACAAAAGCAAUGCACAGGAGAGCACAGCGGGCGUGAGCUUUCAGCAUCCAGACAUCAUCGCUAACGCUGAUGUGGUCCGUCAGCAUCUGAGUGAGCCGUACUACUGGAGACUGCCCAAACAGUUCAGAGGAUCUAUGAUAACGGCUUAUGGCGGCAAGUUGAAGUAUGCGAUUUAUUAUGAGGCCCGUGAUGAGACUGGUCGCACCUCCUAUGAGCCCCAAGUCAUCAUGAAGGGCGGCCCCAAAAGAGACAAAGUCAUUAUCCGUCACAUGCCAGCACUUCAGAUUGGCCAGCUGACUCGUCACGAGAUUGACGUGACAGAGCACGAGUGGAAACACAAGGAUGACAGGUCAAUGUCUCGUGAGGAUUUCAUGGAUGUGCUGUUUUAUGUUGAAUAUAUCCUGAUAAAGGCAUCACACGGCAACGUCAUGAGACACAGCAGAAUUUCUGAGAUAUCUGUGGAGGUGGCAGAAGUGGGCACCCCAUCAAAGGACAGUGAAAUAGCCCAUCAGAUUGAGAAAUGUGACUGUCCUCUGGGAUACGCCGGUCUUUCCUGUGAGGAAUGUGCGGCCGGGUUCUACAGACUGUCGGUGCACACCGGUGCCGCCUCGUUCAGAGCUGGCAUUGGCAGUUGUGUUCAGUGCCAGUGUAAUGGACACAGUGACUUGUGCAACCCUGAAACAUCCGUCUGCCAGAAUUGCCAGCAUAACACAGUAGGUGAGAAGUGUGAGAGAUGUGCUCCAGGCUUUUACGGUGUUGUGCGCGGCUUCCCCAACGACUGCAAACCCUGUGCGUGCCCACUCCUCAACCCAGAGAACAAUUUCAGUCCCAGCUGUCAGACGGAGGGUUCUAAUGAGUACCGCUGCACUGCCUGUCCUGAAGGCUAUCAGGGGAAACACUGUGAAAGGUGCGCUUCUGGUUUCCAUGGUAACCCGAAUGUGGUGGGAGGCCAGUGCGAGGAGUGUAAGUGCGACACUAAUGGUGCAUUUCCCACACCAUGUGAUACGCGUUCUGGGCAGUGCCAGUGCCGUCCCGGUGCUAGGGGACUCAAGUGUGACCAGUGCAUGGAGAGGCAUGUGUGUGGCCCAGAGGGCAUCGUGUCAUGUGAUGAUGACUGCGCGGGCCUCUUGAUCCGUGACAUGGAACGUCUGCUGCGUUUGAUUGGCAGUGUCAAUCUAACUCUGCCCCUCCCCCUGCCAUAUAAAGUGCUCUAUCGAUUCGAGAACAUGACAGAAGAACUCAAGCACAUGCUUUCUCCACAGAGGGCGCCAGAGAGGUUGCUACAGUUAGCCGACAGUAACCUGGGCAGCCUGGUCACCGAGAUGGACGAACUUCUCAGCAGGGCCACUAAAGUGUCUGCUGAUGGGGAGCAGACAGCAGCAGAUGCAGAGAGAAGUCACAAAGGAGCAGAGGACCUGGAGCGCUAUGUGAGGAACACACUCCUGGCUGCUGAAGCUUUACGUGACAAAGCUCGUGAGCUGAAUGCGACUCUGGGUUCGAGGAAUGGAGCUCCAGAGAAGAGCGUAAAUGAGAUAAACAAUGAAAUCCAAGCCAUGAUGGCAGAACUACGCAAACGUCAGCUCUCCAGAAAGAAACACAUAGCCGAGGAGGAACUUGGGGCCUCCGAGGCUCUUUUAGCUAAAGUGAAGCGUUUGUUUGGAGAUCCACACCAGGCCACAGAGGAUCUGAAGAAGGAGGUUAGUGAUAAGAUGGGCGAUUACAGGCAGAAACUCAAUGAAGCUCAGGAUCUGCUGCUGGAUGCUCAUAACAAAACAAGAGAGGCAGGAGCGCUAGCUGUUAGCAACCAACAAAACCUUAACAGCCUGCAGGGAAAGAGGGACGCAGCCAGUAAAGAGAAAAAGCAAGCAGAAGGAAUUCUGACAGAGGGAGAGAAGAUGCUGGAUGAAGCCAGCACUCUCUCACAUGACAUCAACCAGGGCAAAGAGGAGCUGGAAGAGAUGGUGAGAGAGUUGGGCCCCCUACAUGAUAAACUGGAUUUUAAGGUGACGCAGUUGGGUCGUGGUCUGGAAGAUUCAGUCCCGGAGCUGCUACUGAGAGCGGAGAACCAUGCUGCACAGCUCAACGAGUCUGCCGGUAUUCUCGACAGCAUUCUUGCUGAUGCAAAGAACCUGUCCUUCAAUGCCACAGCCGCCUUCAAUGCAUACACCAACAUCAAGAACUACAUAGAUGAAGCAGAUAAACUGGCCAAAGAUGCUAAAAAAACCAGCAUGGAGGCUUUACAGCUGGCUUCAGAACCCAAAGGAUCUCUAAAAGAUCAGGCAAAGCGUUCCGUCCAGAAGAGCUACAAUCUCUGGAACGAGGCCAAAGAACUGCAGAACGACGUGAAAGAAAAUGGAGAGAAUCUUGGUGCUCUUCAGUUCAGACUGAAAGCGGCCGACAAAAAGAACAAAGACCUGCAUAAAGACCUGAAUGAUACAAUGGACAAACUCAAUGCCAUCCCUAACGAUCUGGCAGAUAAGAUACAAGCCACAAAAGUGAAGGCAGAAGAGGCCAAUGGCACGGCUCUAGACGUUCUGAAUUCUCUGAAGGACAUGAACUUAAACCUGAUGGGCUUGAAAAAGAACUACAGCAAACUGGAGGAUAACGUCAACAAAGCCAACAACCUAAUCAAAGAUCCAGAGAAAAACAUUCAUGCAGCCGGUGCUAAAGUGAAGGAUCUAGAGAAUGAAGCUGAUAGGUUACUGGAGAAACUAAAGCCAAUUCAGGAACUUCAGGACAACAUAAAGAAAAACAUCUCACAGAUUAAAGAACUCAUCAAUCAGGCCCGCAAACAGGCUAAUUCUAUCAAAGUGUCUGUAUCGUCCGGUGGAGACUGUAUUCGUACAUACCGCCCAGAGAUAAAGAAAGGCCGAUACAACACCAUUAUCCUGAAUGUGAAGACUGUUGCUGCUGAUAACCUGCUCUUCUACCUCGGUUCGGCCAAAUAUGUGGAUUUCCUGGCGAUUGAGAUGAGGAAGGGGAAGGUGAACUUCCUGUGGGAUGUGGGUUCCGGGGUGGGCCGUGUAGAAUAUCCUGAUCUCAUCAUCAAUGAUGGAAACUGGCAUCGAAUUGAAGCAUCACGUAUUGGGCUAAACGGCAGUAUCUCAGUGCACGCGUUGGAGGGGCCGAAGACGGGCAUCAUACCCACCCUGAGCAGUGCCAAAUCACCCGAGAGCUUCACUGUACUGGAUGUGGACCAUAACGCUUACCUGUUUGUGGGUGGCAUGCUGGGAUCAGUGAAGAAGGCAGAGGCUGUGAAAAUCACCACAUUCUCUGGCUGUAUGGGUGAGACGUCUCUGGAUGGAAAACCCAUCGGCCUGUGGAACUACAAAGAGAGAGACGGUGAUUGCGCUGGUUGUGUGGUCAGUCCUCAGCCCGCUGACACUGAAGGCACGGUGCAGUUUGAUGGAGAGGGUUAUGCAGCCGUCAGCCGUCCCACAAGAUGGAACCCCAAUGUUUCCACAGUGAUGUUCAAGUUCCGCACCUUUUCCACAGACGCUGUGAUGAUGUACUUUGCCACUAAGGACAUGAAAGACUUCAUAAGUGCAGAGCUGAGUGAUGGCAGGGUAAAGGUGAGUUAUGAUCUGGGAUCAGGCAACGGCUCAGUCACCAGUAACAAACGGCACAACGAUGGAAAAUGGAAAUCGUUCACUAUUUCCCGGAUGAAGAAAGAAGCAACCAUCACCAUAGUGAACAUUGAUAUGAAUGAAGAUGAGCAGUUGGUGAUGGCAUCUCCUGGUGGCGCUACAGGGCUCAACCUGAGGGAAGAUGAGAGGAUGUAUUUUGGAGGUCUACCCAAAGCUGGAAUUUAUAGGUCAGAGGUGCAGUUGAAGGGUUUCUCUGGCUGUAUGAAAGACAUAGAAGUUUCCAGAACUCCGUAUAAUUUGCUGAGCAGCCCAGACUACACCGGACUGAUCAAGGGCUGCUCUAUUGAGAAUCUACACACGGUGAGCUUCCCCAGACCCGGCUACAUGGAGCUGAAGCCCAUAUCCUUUGAUGUGGGGUCAGAGAUCACGCUCUCCUUCAGCACUAAGAGUGAAAACGGCAUCAUUCUGUUCGGCAGAGGAGGCGUGACCUCGAGGACACAGGGCCUGAUGCCCGUCCAUGUGUCACGCAGGCAACGCAGACAGACUGGAGAGCCCUUCCUGUCUGUACAGCUGAAUAAAGGAGCUCUGGAGGUGCUGGUGUUCACAGGCAGCAGGAACCCACGGAGAGCUCUCAGAAAACCAGACAAGGGAAUCCUGCAUGAUGGACGAGAACACUCACUGCGCAUCCAGAGACUCCAUGGAUCAUCUUUCACUGUGCAGGUGGAUGAAGAACCGCUGAUGCAGCAGGCGUUACCCAGCGAUCUUCCCAUGAGCAUCCACCGUCUCUUCAUCGGUGGAAUUCCAGUUGACAUAGAAACGGGUCUGCAGCGGCCCAACAUGCCGUUUGAAGGCUGCAUCUGGAACCUUCUGGUCAACACUGUCCCUGUGGAUUUCUCCCAACCAAUCGCCUUUGAGAACGCAGAGAUUGGUCAGUGCCCUGACUUGGCUCCACCCCCUCCCCCACCAGAGAUUCCUGAAGAAGAAGAGGAGGAGGAAGAGGCUUCAUCCAAACCAGCGCUCACACCAGAACCAGCUAAGCCACCACCAUCCUCCACUGCCACGCCCCCUGCAGAGGUCAUCCCCAUCCCAGACUCGCCCUCAAAAGUCAAAGAACCAAUGGUUUCCUGUGCAGCAGAGGCAGAGCCUGUAGUCCUGGAAUUGGCUAAACAGUUUGGUCUGACCAAAAACAGUCACAUGGCCUAUGAGUUUGAUGACAGAAAAGUUAAGAACAGGUUGAUCAUCGAGUUUGAGAUGCGGACAGAAGCAGACUCUGGUCUGGUGUUUUACAUGGCCAGAAUAAACCACGCUGACUUCGCCACUAUCCAGGUGAAGGAGGGAAUGGCUCACCUGAGCUACGAUCUGGGCAGCGGGAACACAUCCGUUAGCGUGCCACGCAUCAUCAACGACGGACAGUGGCACAAGAUCCGUGUGUUGAGAGAGAAGCAGAGAGGAAUUCUUACCAUCGAUGGCCGAUACUCCAAACAUACCAUCAGCCCAAAGAAAGCAGAUAUUCUGGACGUUGUGGGAAUGUUGUAUGUGGGGGGUUUACCUCUCAAUUACACCACCAAACGCAUCGGGCCUGUGCUGUACAGUAUCAACGCUUGCAUCAGGAACUUCAAGAUGCUGAAUCUGCCAUUAGACAUGGAAAACCCCACAUCCAGCUACCUCAUAGGCUCCUGUUUUGCUAACCCAGAAAAGGGAACUUAUUUUGAUGGCACUGGCUAUGCAAAAGCCGUGGCUGUGUAUCGUGUUGGUAAUGACGUAUCUGUGGAUCUGGAGUUCCGGACCGCACAGAACAGUGGUGUUCUGUUCGGCAUCAGUAGCCAGAAAAUGGACGGACUGGGUAUUGAACUCGUCAAUGGAAAGCUUUUAUUCCACGUUGAUAAUGGAGUGGGCCGAUUCACAGCAGUAUACGAGCCGGAUCAGGAGGCAGGGCUUUGUGAUGGACAGUGGCAUACUGUCUCCGCCAACAAGCUGAAGCAUCGCCUAGAGCUCAUUGUGGAUGGCAAGAAGUCUGAGGCAGCAAGUCCAGAUAUCCGCUCCGCUUCUGCCGACACAAACGACCCUGUGUAUGUAGGAGGAUACCCCGAGGGUCUGAAGCAGUUUGGACUGACUACAAACACAGCAUUUAAAGGCUGCAUGAGAAAUGUGAAGAUCACUAAAGCUGGGAAGGUUCUGGAUGUUCAAAUGAACAAAGCCCUGGAGCUCAGAGGAGUUCAACCUCUCACCUGUCCCGCUAACUAAACACACACACACACACACACACACACACACACACACACACACACACACACACACACACACACACACACACACACACACACACACACACACACACACACACACACACACACACACACACUCAAUCACA
Xyrauchen texanus (razorback sucker) is the source of this 9883-nucleotide messenger RNA. RefSeq names its product laminin, alpha 2 (gene lama2). Gene Ontology annotation, cellular component: basement membrane. The transcript is spliced from 65 exons. Gene Ontology annotation, biological process: cell adhesion; regulation of cell adhesion; axon guidance. The record is from RefSeq and is a predicted model, not a curated record. The coding region runs from base 121 to 9756 and encodes 3211 amino acids. Gene Ontology annotation, molecular function: extracellular matrix structural constituent; signaling receptor binding. NCBI's taxonomy places the organism in Eukaryota, Metazoa, Chordata, Actinopteri, Cypriniformes, Catostomidae.